Messenger RNA from Arachis duranensis, 548 nucleotides. RefSeq lists its product as uncharacterized. The record is from RefSeq and is a predicted model, not a curated record. The transcript has a single exon. The coding region runs from base 1 to 489 and encodes 162 amino acids. Lineage: Eukaryota; Viridiplantae; Streptophyta; Magnoliopsida; Fabales; Fabaceae.
AUGUCCAUGGCAUUAACAGAGGAGCUGAAGGGCAAGGCAGUGGUGUACCACGGUGACAAACUUUGUAGGGAGAAAUUCUCUUUGUUGCUUGCAGAAAUAGGCCUGCCAAAAGGAUUAUUAACAAUUCAGGACAUUGAGGAAUGUGGCUAUGUGAAAGAGAUUGGAUUUGUUUGGCUCAAGCUUCAGAAGAAGAUAGAGCACAGGUUUGAUAACAUACUUGUGUGCUAUGAUUCAAUUGUCACAGCAUAUAUUGAACCUAAGAAGAUCAAGAAUCUCACUGGGGUCAAGGCUAGGGACUUCUUGCUUUGGUUCACAUUGAAUGAGAUUUAUGUUAAGGGUUCACCACAAGGGUCUCUUGUUACCUUCAAGUCCAUUGUAGGGUUAUCUAUGUCUUUUCCAUUUUCUAUGUUCAUGGGCAUGGCUGGGAAGGAUCAACCCAAGGAAGAGGCAUCAGAAGAAAACUGGUGGAACAAGAUAAUCAAAUUGUAAUUAAAUUGUUAUUAAUCAGUGCCCAAAAGAAUUGUUAAUAACAAUGAAAAUGUCAUUGU